UCACUACACAAAAUCAAUAUGAGUGCAGUUGGGUCUGAAUCUUUAAGUCAAAGUUCCAGUAAUAAAAGCAAAGAUUUAAUCAUGAAGUAUCGAGAGAAUAUGGUGGAGUUCUAUAAGAAGAAUUAUGCUUGUGUUGAUUCUUGGUUAUCGAGUGAAAACAAAAACGGUUUUCCUUUACAGGAACAUUUUUCCAAUUUAGAUAUUCUGAAAGGAGAAUUUUUACAAAUAGGAGAUAAAGGAGACGGUGUAGAAUUAAAACAGAUUUUCUCGAUUAACUUCGACAGUCGCGUAACUAUUCUUUUAAGAGGAGAUUGUGGUUUUGGUAAAACAACACUUUGCAAGAAGUUAGCUUACGAUUGGGCUACAGCUGUUCAACCAGACAAUUACCUAAAACAGUUUGAUUUUGUCGUGUUUAUUGAACUGGGGAAGGAAGAAGAAACAGAUUUGAAUAAUUUAAUCUUAAGUAAGGUUAGUGGAACAGAGGACUCGGAUGAGAGAGAGAAAAUUAAACACGCAAACUUGACAUUUUUUAUUAUUUUAGACGGAUUUGACGAGUGUAGCUUUCAACAAUCCGUUAUUAACUUCAUCACAUCAGAUUCUCAAGCCAUUUCUAAAAAAAUGAUGAUUCUUCUCACUGUUCGUGGUAAGAUGGUGGAUGACAGUUUACUUGUUAUGAGAAAUAGGUUAUUAGAUCUACCUAACGAUCGUUUCGGAUCAGGAAUUUGUAUUCCCCAAAUUCAAUUUGAGGAAAAUAUGAACUUGGUUGUCUCUAUUGAUCAGUUUUCAACUGUAGAAGAGGAGAUGUUCGUGAAUUUGGUUUUUAAGCAAAAGAACGAUCGAGCACGGAAUCUUCUUAAUCUUUUGAAGAACAACUGCUUUUAUGCACAAUUGGCCGAAUGUCCGAUGUUACUCCACGCACUGUGCUGUUUAUACCGAGACGAGCGAGUAGAAGACAUCAAGACGAAGACUGAUUUAUUCAUCCGAUUGUUCAAAUCUAAAAUCGAAGGAUAUGUGAGAAACAAUGAAGAAUUCAGCUAUUUGAAGAGAGGAAAAUAUUUCUAUGGUGAAGAUCUUUUAGUGAAAUUGGGGAAAACAAUUUAUGAAAAGGAACUGAGUGUAGCCAAAAGAGAAAGUGACGAUGAGAUUGAUUAUGUGGAAAGACUCAAAGAGCAUAAUAAAAAUAUUAGUGUUUCUGAAUUCAUGCAAAGUUUUACUGAUGAGAAAGAUCGUAAAUUUCUUCUUGGUAUAAAUAUAGUAGUUCGAUGUUAUGACGUUAAUGAGGAUUGUGAAUGCUACUAUAAAUUUCUUCACGAAACAUUUCGCGAAUUCGUUAUUGCUUUCAGUUUGAGUCACUCAAUCAGAAUUCCUAUUCAAGAAUUUUCUGGUGCCGAUUAUUACUUUCCUUCCAUAAAAUUUCCAGAGAGCAAUAACAUCACUUUAUUUUAUUUUGGUUUGCUGGACGAUAAGCCGAUUCCCGAUCAACUUCUGAGCAUUCUCAACGAGGAUGUUCAGCCUUUGACGCAUUUAUUAGAAAGUUUUAACGAAAUUAAAAACGAUGCUAACAGAAAACUUCUAUUUUCAAAAACAAAAUAUUUCGUUACCGUUGACAGUCCCAUAAAUUGUGUGAAAUUUCCUCAACAGUUGAAGAGAAUCUACUUUAUUAUAGAACAAAAAGUUGCCUUUGAAGACGUGAGACGAAAACUAAAAGAACUGCAGGAUAUAUACAGCCAUUCAGAGAAAUUGGACAUUUUAAUAUUUGUACACAUAAACUAUUAUGCUUCUUUAUGNAUUAUACCUCAGUAA
Centruroides sculpturatus (bark scorpion) is the source of this 1803-nucleotide messenger RNA. RefSeq lists its product as uncharacterized. Lineage: Eukaryota; Metazoa; Arthropoda; Arachnida; Scorpiones; Buthidae. Bases 19 to 1803 code for a protein of 594 amino acids. The record is from RefSeq and is a predicted model, not a curated record. The transcript has 2 exons.